CCAUCCCAACAACUACUCUCCACCUUUCAGGUCCAAUUAGCCUUCUUUUGGGGUCUGUUGUUCUAAGCCCAAAUCUCCGCCCCCCCGACUCUCUCUCCGUCUUUCUCCUCUCCUGCAAAACCCUAGAUCUUUCACCCCUUCAACGUCGUUUUCCGGCCUUCUUCUCGCUCCCAGAUCGCUUCUCGUUUGGGCUGACUGCAGCUCUUAAUUAUGAUCCUGGAUUGCCAGCUCCUGGGUGUUUCAUUUAGUGGUGAAAACUUUAUAGUCCAAUGUGUGUACUGUUUUUUCAUCAACUAUACCAUACAGUACGCAGUUCAACUUACUUUCCUUUGGACAAAGAGGCCACAUCCGUCAGCCUUGACACAAAUCCGGACUGUUUUUGCAGCUUAAUGUUGCAAUGCAUUAAGUCUUAGGCCACUAUGUAACCAUGCGUCUCAAAGCUGAGAAGAUUCUGUUUUAAUAAACUUUAUGAUGUGUGAAACCGUUGAUUGCUUUGACUGAACCUCAUUGUUUCCUUUAUUCUUACCUUCCGAGUUAUGUUAACCUUAAUGACAGGAAUGGCAGAAAUUACGGAAGCUACAAAUAUGGAAACAACCCCGGUGGAGAAUAACAAUGAGCUGGCUCUCAUCACUCCUGAAACACAGCCUAAGCGAAGGAAAAAGAAGUCCAUGGUCUGGGAGUACUUCACCAUUGAAACUGUGAGUGCUGGAUGUAGAAGAGCAUGCUGUAACCGUUGCAAACAAAGUUUCGCUUAUAGUACUGGUUCCAAGGUAGCAGGGACCAGCCACCUCAAACGUCACAUUGCUAAGGGUACCUGUCCGGCACUCCUACGUGACCAAUAUAACAAUCAAUUGACCCCAUAUAACCCGAAGACCGGAGGAAGUGAACCACGAAAGCGGCGCUACAGAUCUCCCAGUUCACCUUUCAUACCAUUCGAUCAGGACCGUUGCCGCCAUGAAAUUGCAAGAAUGAUCAUAAUGCAUGAGUAUCCUCUUCACAUGGUUGAGCAUCCUGGAUUCAUAGCUUUUGUUCAGAAUCUUCAGCCUCGGUUCGACAAAGUCAGUUUCAACACUGUUCAAGGGGAUUGCGUUGCAACUUACCUGAGGGAAAAGCAAAGCCUCAUGAAGCUUAUUGAGGGUAUUCCGGGGCGAGUUUGUCUUACACUAGACAUGUGGACUUCAAAUCAAACACUCGGUUAUGUGUUUAUAACUGGACACUUCAUUGAUUUUGAAUGGAAGUUGCAAAGUCGGGUUCUCAAUGUCAUAAUGGAACCAUAUCCCGAUUCCGAUUCUGCUCUAAGUCAUGCUGUUGCUGCCUGCCUGUCAGACUGGAGUUUGGAAGGCAAGUUAUUUUCCCUCACCUUCAAUCAUCCAACAAGUGAAGCUGGGCUGGAAAAUCUUAGACCUCUACUCUGUACUAAGAAUCCCCUUAUUCUUAACGGUCAGUUGUUACUUGGAAAUUGCAUAGCUCGUACCCUGAGCAGCAUGGCAAAGGAUGUGCUUGGUGCAGGGCAUGAGAUUGUCAAGAAAAUCCGUGAUAGUGUAAAGUAUGUGAAGACUUCAGAAUCCCAUGAUGAAAAGUUUGUUCAAGUUAAAAACCAGCUUCAAGUGCCAAGUGAAAAGAGCCUGAUUCUUGAUAAUCAAACUCAAUGGAACACGACAUACCAAAUGCUUGCAGCUGGUACUGAACUCAAGGAAGUUUUUAAUUGUUUGGAUACUUCUGAUCCAGAUUAUAAGCUAGCUCCAUCAAUAGAAGACUGGAAGGUGGCCGAGACUUUAUGCACUUUCUUGAAACCUCUCUUUGAUGCAGCCAGCAUCCUUACGACUACAACUAACCCUACUGCAAUUACAUUCUUUCAUGAAGCAUGGAAAAUACAUGCAGAUUUGGGUCGUUCGAUCACUAAUGAGGAUCCCUUCAUCAGCAAUAUUGCUAAGUCAAUGCUAGAAAAAAUUGACAAGUACUGGAAGGAUUGUAGCUUGAUUUUGGCAAUUGCUGUAGUUAUGGAUCCUCGCUUCAAAAUGAAGCUUGUUGAGUUCAGUUUCACAAAAAUAUUUGGUGAAGACGCUCCCACGUAUAUCAAAAUUGUUGAUGAUGGAAUUCAUGAGCUCUUUCUGGAGUAUGUAGCACUUCCACUGCCUUUGACACCAACUUACACAGAAGAAGGCAAUGCGGGAAACAAUGGAAAGACCGAUGAAUCUCAACAAGGAAAUCUUCUUUCAGACCAGGGACUUACAGAUUUCGAUGUGUACAUUAUGGAGACUAGUAGCCAGCAAAUGAAAUCUGAGCUGGAUCAAUACUUAGAAGAGUCCUUGUUGCCUCGAGUCCAAGAGUUUGAUGUAUUAGGCUGGUGGAAGCUCAAUAAGAUGAAGUAUCCAACUCUUUCGAAGAUGGCUCGUGACAUUUUGUCAAUUCCAGUAUCAGCUGCUGCUCCGGACUCGGUCUUUGACAUCAUAAUAAAGCAACUGGAUGAGUACCGAAGCUCCUUACGACCGGAGACCGUGGAAGCCCUAAUCUGUGCCAAGGACUGGCUUCAUUAUGGAUCUGAAGAAUCCAAUGCACUUGUUAAAAUGGAAUUUUAGAUGUAGCUGUUUUACUUAUGGUAGGAUGCUGUAUUGGACGUUAUUUGACUAUUAGGGAUUUAAUUUGUACAAUUAAAAAACAAUUGUAUUUGUAUGGAUGCAUGGACAUGAAAACCUUUAAUUGCUAGAGUAGUUGUUCCUAUUA
Gossypium raimondii (Peruvian cotton) is the source of this 2724-nucleotide messenger RNA. RefSeq names its product zinc finger BED domain-containing protein DAYSLEEPER. Gene Ontology annotation, molecular function: DNA binding; protein dimerization activity. The coding region runs from base 537 to 2579 and encodes 680 amino acids. The record is from RefSeq and is a predicted model, not a curated record. Lineage: Eukaryota; Viridiplantae; Streptophyta; Magnoliopsida; Malvales; Malvaceae. The transcript is spliced from 3 exons.